Hyla sarda is the source of this 5302-nucleotide messenger RNA. RefSeq names its product erythrocyte membrane protein band 4.1 like 1 (gene EPB41L1). Gene Ontology annotation, biological process: cortical actin cytoskeleton organization. Gene Ontology annotation, cellular component: cytoskeleton; plasma membrane. The coding region runs from base 522 to 4364 and encodes 1280 amino acids. NCBI's taxonomy places the organism in Eukaryota, Metazoa, Chordata, Amphibia, Anura, Hylidae. The record is from RefSeq and is a predicted model, not a curated record. The transcript has 26 exons. Gene Ontology annotation, molecular function: actin binding; structural molecule activity.
UCUCUCUCUCUCUCUCUGCUCCUGCCUCCUUGUUUUCCUGCACUGCCCAACCUCUUCUGCUAGCAUUACCUUUUGCAGUGUCUCUCUGUGCUGCAUUAAAGCUCCUUUAUUCAUUUUAUAAGGAAGAGGAUUUCGGGGGCACACAGGAGGCAUCGUCAUCAUAAGCCCCCGCACACGUUUUUUUCGUCCCUUCUCCCAUUCGCCACAUAUUACAAUUGCUCAUUUUGCUAUGCUUUGCCCGUGGAGGAUGUAUUAGAAGAGAUCUAUGGCUCGCUAAAGGGAAACCCACCCAAAGCCCUCUCUCUCUCCCUGCUGACAGCAGCCUUCGAGAAGAGCCCUGUGGAGUACGGGAGCUAUAUGAUCAGCACUUCAUAGGUGACAAUGAGAUUGCUCCAUCCAGGAGUUCCUUCUUUUGUGCUGACCUCUGUUACAAGAAAAGGACAUGUGCUUUUGCAGACAGUCAGAAAGAUGAAGACCAAUUGAGGAAUAUAAUGGAGCCUAGAACAGUCUGAGGAGUCACAAUGACCACAGAGGUAGGGGCUGAAACUGAAUUAAAUCCUGGUGCAGAUGGGCCUGCCCAGGAUGGAGUACACAAUCCUGCACUACUUCCACCUGACACGCCGCAAACCCCUGCUAACAAUGUAGACCGCUCAGGAUUCAACGAGAAUUUAAGGAGAAACACAGAUAGUGAAGAGAGGCUUGAUGUAUCACAAGACAGAACAACACCAUCUCAUAAUCAGAGAUCGCCGCAGAGAAAUCGAAAACCCAAGAAUGCACUUUGUAGGGUGACGCUCCUGGACUCUUCCCACUAUGAGUGCGAAGUGGAGAAACAUUCCAGGGGGCAGGUCCUGUUUGAUACUGUAUGUGCACACCUUAACUUGCUGGAAAAAGAUUACUUUGGACUUACAUUCUGUGACACCGACAGUCAGAAGAAUUGGCUGGAUCCCUCCAAGGAGAUAAAAAAACAGAUCAGAAGUGGACCCUGGACAUUUGGUUUCACGGUGAAAUUUUAUCCUCCUGAUCCGGCUCAACUCACGGAAGACAUCACAAGGUAUUAUCUGUGCCUACAGUUGCGUGCUGACAUCAUCAGUGGGCGUCUACCCUGUUCUUUCGUCACUCAUGCCCUGUUGGGGUCUUAUACUGUACAAGCUGAGCUUGGCGACUAUGACCCUGAGGAAAAUCAAGGGAAUUAUGUUAGUGAACUUCGUUUCUCCCCUAAUCAAACAAGAGAGCUGGAAGAAAGAGUCAUGGAGCUGCACAAGACAUACAGAGGAAUGACUCCAGCUGAGGCCGAAAUUCAUUUUCUAGAAAACGCCAAGAAGUUGUCAAUGUAUGGAGUAGAUUUACACCAUGCUAAGGACUCUGAAAGUAUAGAUAUAAUGCUGGGAGUUUGUGCCAAUGGGCUCCUAAUCUACAGAGAUAGGUUGCGAAUAAAUCGGUUUGCCUGGCCCAAAAUCUUGAAGAUUUCAUACAAAAGAAGCAACUUUUACAUUAAGAUCCGACCAGGGGAGUAUGAACAAUUUGAAAGUACCAUUGGAUUCAAACUACCGAAUCACAGAGCCGCCAAGCGUCUUUGGAAGGUCUGCAUAGAACAUCACACAUUUUUCAGGCUGGUUUCCCCGGAGCCUGCCCCUAAGGGUUUUCUAGUGAUGGGCUCUAAAUUCAGAUACAGUGGACGAACACAGGCACAGACCCAGCAAGCAAGCGCCUUAAUAGAUAGGCCUGCCCCUAACUUUAAGCGCUCUGCCAGCAAACGGUACACACUGUCCCAGAGUCACGAAGGAGGAUUUGCAAAACAGGCUGCAGUCAAUGAAAACCAUGACCAUGAGUCUACACCAGAGAAUAACCAUGAACCAUCCGAGCAUGAGGGAGAGGAAGAAGGGGAGGAGGUGACAACUCCAACCAAAAUUAAGGAGCUGAAGUCGGAGCAAGAGAGCACUCCCCGGCACAAGGAGUUUCUGGACAAGUCACAGGAUGUCCUACUAAAGCAUCAGGCCAGUAUCAAUGAGCUGAAGAGAACGCUGAAACAACCCAACAGCAAACUAGUCCACAGAGAACGUGGGCGGGAAAAGAGGCUUCCUUCCUCACCUACAUCCUCUUCCUCCAAACACGAGGACACAGAGGAAACUGGAAAAAGAGAAGAAGAUGAGACAGAUGCUACAGCUGCUCAAGAUUCAGAUGUCUUCACCCAAAAAAGCUUGGCCUCGUCUCCCGAGGGCAUGGAGCAUUGGGUUUUCAUAGAAAGGAGAACAGAAAACUCUGAUGCUUCAUUUGAAGAGGUGCCAAAAUCUCAAACUGUCCAGAUCUUUGGGCAGGAUUUGUCCCCGAGCAGGGAAGAUCCCAUGCAACUUCCCAAGGAUAGGGAGGAAAGAGAAACUGAGGUCCCACAUGAGGAGAAAGGGACUGACAAAGUAGUACCAAUGGUAAAGGGAGCAGAGAGAAGAAUCAGGUUAACAAAAAGGGAGGAGCGCCUAGUGAUGGUACCUGGUGAAUGGGACACGGUAGAAAAUAAAGCCAGGACAGCACCAGAUGGUGCUCCUUCAGAUGAUAGCAGAGAAUGGGCUGUAAAGAUGGACAAUGUAAAACAUGGCCAAGUCUGGAGUAGAGGAGAGGAGCUAGAUGGAGAAGAACCCUCUAUAAAGCGGACAGAGAGAGGCAUGAUAGCGUCUGGAUCAUCAGAAAGACCUCAUGAUAUAAACAGAACCAUUGUGGAGAUUGGAGAGAGCAGACGUGUCAUUUUAUAUGACGAAGAAGAAGCGGAUGACAGCAAUGAUGAAACUGAAGGCGAGUGGAACAAUGAUGUCCACUGGGAAGACCAGCAAAAAACUUUAAUAUGGUGUGAGAGUUCUGGUUACCAGCAGCCAAGAAUAUCUGAAAAUGUAGAAGAAAUAGACAUAUGUGCAUCAUUCCCGCAUCAUCAUGAGCAAAUGCAAUCUUCCGUAUUAAAUGGAAGAAAAGAUGAAAACCAACAAGACAAAAAAGUUAUGGAAACACUUAGGGAAUAUGUCACAACUGAUAUCCUAAUGCCAGAUGAUUAUGCAGAAGAAAUGACUGAGGAUGGCUGUGCAACAAGCGAAGAUAAUACAGAAGAUGCUUUGGCAGCUAGACUUCCGAAUGAAUUAAUGUCUUCAAGUGUUCAAAUGAUGGCCGAAAGGGGCGCAGAAGAUUUACCUUUGGAAGAUUGGGGCCCACCAGUGCUUCACUUUAUGCUACCAACCAUCAUACCAUUACCAGUGAGUCUACCCAGAGAACGCGGUCAUCAAGAGGUAGCUGCAGCCAGCAAUCCAAGUGAACGAAUUCUUGUCCAACCAAAUCCUAGGCAUGAGGCUGCUCCUUAUCAAGAAGAGAAUGCCAGUCCUGCUGAAUCCACAACAGACACUCCUGGAGAACUUUCAUCUCCAGAUUCAGGCUGUGAAAUAACACUCACCGAUGCGGCGAGUCAACCACUUGAGUCAACAUCUUGGGAGGAAAGGGACAUCCCGUCUGCCCUCAAAGAGGUCUCCCUGCCGGACCAGGGUUAUAGGAAAUCCGGGAUUGUCCUUUUUCAGAGAGUGAGCAGCAGGGAAGCAGAUGAAGGACGCACUACAGGAGAGGAGGAGCAGAGUGCAGGGCUUCUCAAAGAAAACCAACUAAGCAUUGAGAGGAAGUGCUCAAGCAUAACCGUCAGUUCUACAUCAAGCCUAGAGGCGGAGGUGGACUUCACAGUCAUUGGAGAUUAUCACUCCAAUGUAGGCUUUGAAGAUUUCACACGUAGCCUGCCAGAGUUGCACAGAGACCAGGGUGAUGGUGCUGGGGGCACAACCGAGAGCCCUGCAUCUGCAUCCCAAGAAGCACACGAAGGAGACAAGCCAGAGGAGGAGACAACGGAGUCACACCUGAAAACGGUACAGAAAGAAAGCACCACUAGUGUGAAUGCGUUCAGCAAGACAGAUGGAGAAACUGUUACACACACACAGGUUACUACUGUGCAACCCACUCAGGCUGAGGAGAACAGGACCGACCCUGGAAGUGGAGAUCCGGCAAAAGUCAUGUCAUCUAGUGAGAGCCCCCAGCCCCUACAAGCAGAUGUGACUCGUACUCAACAUGUUUCCCACACUGCAAAUGUUACGCACGGCGCAGAAACAUUGUCAUCAUCCACAACUACCCAUGUGACAAAGACGGUGAAAGGUGGAUUUUCUGAGACAAGGAUAGAAAAGAGAAUAAUUAUUACUGGAGAUGAAGACGUGGACCAAGAACAGGCCCUCGCCAUGGCUAUAAAGGAGGCAAAGCUGCAACACCCAGAUAUGCUGGUCACUAAGGCAGUGGUGUACUGCGAAACAGAUCCUUCUCCUGAGGAGCCUGGAGAGAAAGUGCAGCAAUCUUGACCUUGGAUUAUGGAUGUCAAUCCUUCCUUUCAUCUCCCUUUCUCUGCCCAUGUCUCAUAAAAUAUGGACUGUCCUCCCUUCCCUCAUCCUACAGCAACAUGUCAGCUGCAAAGCCUCAAAAUCGGAAAGGGGCCUCUGAAACCAUGCUGACAGCAUUCCCUGACAACGAAAGACUUGUCACCUUCCCGGGAGCAGAGUAACAUCUCUUGUGAAGAUGACUACGGGACACUUCCUUCUUGUGCAUCAGCCCUACGAUCGCUCCUCUUCUGAGAAGCAUGCCUAGCAAUGCGUGAAUAGAAUGCAUGUGGCAUCUGCAGAGUCAAUUUUAUCUGCGUACUUAGGAAAAUUUGUGCUUCGAAGGGAAUCCCUCAACGUUCUUCGGGGCGCUCCUGCAACAACGGGGUUAAUAAUUCUUCAUAAACUCAUCAUUUGUUAUACGCAUUAGAAAAUCUAGCAAAUCUCUCUGAUAUAUUUCAGCCGGGAAAUCUCUCAUAUAUAGAUACUUAGCGCUGUACGAUUCUGUUCUGAUAAUCUGCAGUGAAAAUGUCACAUUAGGUAGAAUUGCAGCAGUGGAGUCUGUUCUGAUAAUACAAUGUUUAACCCUGGUCCCGUUUAGUAUGGAUUUCUGUUCUGCACAGCUAGUGAUAUGGAAAGGAAAGGCGACUGAAAUUCUUUAAAUACUCUUUAGACUGUUGUUCUUUGGACACUGCUAGAAGGACUUUCUGCACAGUUAACCCAUUUGUUGCUGGCGGUGGAGUCAGAAGAUGUCCUUGAUAGUUGGGAAAGAAAGGCUGAGCCGUGUGUGUGUGAAAAAAAGGUUUUAACGUCGCACAGGGGGAGGCCUGAUCCACUGCAAUGCUGUGCUCUCCUCCAGUCCCUCCUCCUCCCUGUGCACCGUGAUCACUGCUCUGUAGCCAAUAAAAACAAAGUCGGUGUGA